This is a messenger RNA of Diorhabda sublineata, 5006 nucleotides long. RefSeq names its product N-acetyltransferase ESCO2 (gene eco). The coding region runs from base 157 to 2349 and encodes 730 amino acids. Gene Ontology annotation, molecular function: protein-lysine-acetyltransferase activity. The record is from RefSeq and is a predicted model, not a curated record. Gene Ontology annotation, biological process: mitotic sister chromatid cohesion. Gene Ontology annotation, cellular component: nucleus; chromatin. The transcript has 4 exons. NCBI's taxonomy places the organism in Eukaryota, Metazoa, Arthropoda, Insecta, Coleoptera, Chrysomelidae.
AGAUGGCCGUUGAAAAAGAAAUGACAUUUGGCGCCAGUAACAUAAAGGAGGCAAGAAAUAUCAGUUGGAACAAUGUUUUCUUGUAUUGGUGGCACAGUGAUGAAAUAAAAAUUGACUAUAACAUUUGAAAAGUGAAGAGCGAAUGUAAAGCAUAAAAUGAAUCUCAAACAUGUUACAGAAGAAUCCUCAUAUUUUAACAACUCUCAUCCGUCUUCUAAUAGAAGGAGAUCAUUAUUUCCUUCUGAAAUUACAGACUCUGAGUCAGAUUCUGACUUAGGACAUAUAAGUCCUCUAAAUUUUGACACUAGUUUUGAACUUGGGGAUUUUACACCUCUAGCUUCAAAACAGAGUAAAAAUGAUGAAGAAUUUGAAGAUACAGUUGGAGAGUACGAUAUCUUAGGAAUAUUACAGACUGAUGAUUCUCAGGAGGCUGUACCUCCUCUGUAUCUCAGUCCGCUUUAUAGAAAAGCUCAUUUAUCUGAAACCCCUCAAACAUCCCCUACAUCUAUUAAACUCAAAACACCACAUGAUUCCUCUAAUACCAAUACAAAAUUACCCAAACUUUCACGUAAAUCUCUUUUAGAUUCCUCGGAUGUACCCAGUAAAAGAAAGAUAUCACCUGAUAAUUCUCCUGAACAAAGUAAACAGAUCAAACUUGAUCCAAAAUCCUCUCGUGUAAGAACUACCUUAUUUCCUGAAGUAGAUUUUGCACUUCCUACAACAUUAUUUUAUCCUAAAACAGAGUCAAUGGACAAAAGUACAGAAAAGAAACGUGAUGUAUCCAGAUCAUCUGUUGUAUUUACAAAGAAUCAAAAAAUUCGUUCACGUAAAAAAAUUGGUCAAAUCAAUGCAGGGGUUCAUCAUAAAAUUAAGCGACCUAAACCAAAGAAAUUACAUAAAACUAGAUCAGUACAGAAAAAGUUGAGUGUUUCUGAAUGCAAUGCAAUUUCAGACUACAUUGAAUCUCUUAAGCAAGUUCAAAAUUCUGCAUUGGCCCCUAAGCUGAUUGAAAAUAAAGAAAAUAAUGUUCCAGAAGUGUUACAAUUUAGACAAAUUACACCUGCUAAUGAUUUAUCUAAGCAAAUUACUACAGCCGAAAUUAAAGAUUCAAGAAAACGUGCCUUAAGUCCAGAUCCUGUACCAGAUCCAAGCAGAAAAUUUUUUAAAUUCUCAAGAGGUAAAGGUGUAGUUAAGAUGAAUAAAUCCCUUCAGUUAGAAAUGGACCAUGGAAAGUUAUCUUUAAUUAACAAAAACAAACAAAAAAAUCAAAAUAGAAUCAAUAGUUUCAAUUUAAAUUGUUCAGACGACUUAAUUGAAGAUGAAUCAGAAACAUUGAAUACAAAUAUUGAAGAAAUCAUAUGUUCCCUAGAAGAAGAAUCUGUUCCCAAAAAAAAUACAAUUGUUCUUCAAGCUCAUAAUUCAGUACUCGCUUCUGAAAACUCUAUACUUCUCCACCAGCCAAAUAAUGCUGCCGAUCUAAUACUGUCCCCAAUUUCACACAUGUGUGAUGUUACUUCUGGCUUGGCCUUAAAUUCUCCUAAAAGAUGCAGAAAUUUGAAUCCAAUUUUAGAUGGAAUAAAUAACACUUCAAAUUUGGAGAAAAAUGAUAAACUCUUUCCAGUUUUUUAUCCACAAACUGCAAAAUUGAAGCCGAAAAAUACUGAAAAAACUGUUAAUGCAGAUAAAAAGUUGAAAAAGCUACCACCAUCUCAGAUGCUUCUGGAUGCCGGCCAGAAAAAAUUUGGAAUGACCCAAUGCAAUGAAUGCAAUAUUGUGUAUCAUAUGGGAGAUCCCAAUGAUGAAAUGAUGCAUUUGAACUACCAUACUGCUCAACAUGUUUUACGAUUUCCUGGAUGGAAGAAGGAGAGAAUUGUAUUCAAUCUUCAAGAUGAUAGUAGGAUAAUACAUAUUGUACCAGGUGACUCAAAAAUAUGGUGGAAAAAAGUCGGUGAUUUGAUGGAGAUCAUUAAUCGAGAAAUGGGAUGCUAUAAUAUGGAUUUUUCCCUUGAUAAUUGUCAGGCAUUUUUGUACAUAAAAAAGAAGAUAAUCGUAGGAUGUCUCAUUGCUACUAGCAAAUCUGAAGGAUACAAAUUACUUUCUCCCAUUGAAAGUGAAGUUGAUGUUUGUUCCGAAGAAAAAUAUCCAAUCAAAUGCGGAGUACCGAGAAUUUGGGUAUCAGUAAAUAAUAGAAAACAAGGAAUAGCUACAAAAAUGAUGGAUGUUUUAAGAAGGAAUUUUAUUUUUGGGUAUACUUUAGAUAAUUUUGAUAUAGCUUUCAGUUCACCAACUGACGAUGGCAAAAUAUUUGCUCAAAUUUAUUUUGGAACUAACAAUUUUUACAUAUAUUAAUAGUGAAUAAGUUACCUUAAUAACCCAGAUCCUCGAAUACUUAAACACUAUUAGUGAAUUAGUUUAAUGCCUUGUUUACUUCUGGUGACAAAUGCUAAGGCAGUUUUCAAUUCUGAAUUAAUGUAUAUCCAAAUCGGACAUUUUAGAGUUUUAUUAGUUAUAAGUUUUAAAAAUAUUUAUUAUUCCAAUAGUGAAGCUUACAUGUUACAUACCUCUCUUAUUUUUAUAUAUUAAACUAUUUAUUCACUAGUAACACCUACCGAUCAUCUUCAUUUGUAAAUGGUUUUCCAAACCAGUAGGCAAUAUUGCCUAUUUUGCUAAAUAAAGCCUCUCCAGAAUAGAAGUUCAAUAUUUUUCUUGUGUUUAUCUGUUUGUCGGAUCAUUAUCUCUUGCAAGUUUUACAUUUUAGUCAUUAUCCAUUUUUAUUCAGGAAUCUUUUAUAUUAUCUACGCAAAAACAUAUUCUGUGAGAUAAAGGAUCUUGUGAAGAAGUCUAGUACUCUUUUCAUUGCUUCGAUCUUUUUCUCUGGUGUUUUUGUUUCUUGUUAGAUCAAUAUUUAUUGCAUGUUCUACGAGUCAGUUUUCAUCCAUUUUUAUUUUAGAAAUUUCUAUAACGUAUCUAUUUAAUUACAUCUUUUAUUUGAUUUAGUCAAGACUGUCCUCAUCCAUUAAUUUUUGAAAGGUUCUAUGUCUUAUAUAUUUAAUUAUAUCUACUAUUAGAUAAGUGGUAUUAUGAAGAAGAAGUCUAGUACUCUUUUCAAUGCUUUGAUUAUUUUUUUAUUUUUUCGUGUCAUUUCAUUGUUUCUUGCAAGUUUUACUAGUCAGUCUUCAUACAUUCUUAUUUUGGAAGUUUCCAUAUUAUAUAUAUUCAACUACAUCUUCUAUUUGAUAUAUGAUAUGAUAAAUAAGACUGGUACUUUUUCUAUUGCUUUUAUAUUUUUUCUUGUAUUUCAUUUUUUGUUGAAUCAUUGUCCCUUGUAAGUUAUACAAGUCAGUCCCCAUCCAUUGUUUCUAUGUCUAUUCUGCUAUUAGAUACAUGAUCUUAUGAAGAAGAAGUCUAGCACCCCUUCCAUUGCUCAAAGUUGUUUUGGGAUUAGUCUCUUGUUAGAUCAUUAUCUCAGUCAGUCUUUGGCUAUUCUUAUUUUGCCAAAUAAAGCCCCUUCGGAAUAGAAGAAAGUCCAUGUUUUUUCUUGUGUUUAUUUUCUUGUUGGAUCAUUGUCUCUUGCGAGCUUUAUUCUUUAGUCUUUAUCCAUUUUUAUCCCGGAAUGUUUGAUUGUAUAUAUUUAAAAACAUUUUGUAUGUAAUAAAUGAUCUUCUCUGAAGAAUUCUAGUCUCUUUCCAUUGCUUAAAUAUUUUUUCUUGUGUUUUGUUUCUUGUCGGAUGGAAGUUUUAUAAGACAGUCUUCAUACGUUUUAAUUGUUUGAUGUUUCUAUAUCAUAUAUAUUUAACUGCAUCUUAUAUUUCAUAUAUGAUCGCGUGAAGAAGAAGUCUGGUACUCUUUUAAUUACUUUAAUGUUUUUUUGGGUAUUUUUUCAUCAUUUCUUAAAAGCUUUAUAACUUGGUAUUCAUCAAUUCUUACUUUGUAAAUUUCUGUAUCGUACAUCUUAUAGUUGAUAUAUGUUUCAUGAAGAAGAAGUCCAAUACUCUUUCCUUUGCUUCUAUAUUUUUUUUGUAUUUCAUUUUUUGUUGGCUCAUUGUCCCUUGCAAGUUCUACAAGUCGGUUUUCAUCCAUUCUUAUGAUGGAUGUUUCUAUCUACUCUUUCCAUUGCUUCGGUGUUUUCUUUUGUUUGAAGUUUAUUUCUUGCAAGUCUCUCUUUAUUAAUUUUUGUUGAGGAAUAUCCUCCUUCAUACAUUUAACUGUAUCUUGUAUUUCCUGUAGUCACAAUUUCCAAGGUAAUAGGAUUCUAAUCAAAAUUUUGUAUAUUCUCAUUUUGUUUAGCCUGCAUAUUUACUGGAUAUUUACAUAUUUUCCAGGUAUGUUUUGCUUCCACUGGGAAUUGUUUAAUCAUUAACACUUGUACAAUAUUCCCUUUAAAAGAUUUUGUUGUAGAGCGUGACUUGAUUGUAUCUUUUACUUCGAUUACUCUUGCAAAACCUAGGAUUUCUUGGUUAUCAUGUAGGUGUUGUUUGAUGUUUUCCUCUUCUUUACAUAUACCUCAGAAGUCUGUGUUAUUAUCAGGGUCUUUGUUUAUUGUAAUUAUCUCUGCCACAGCUUUCGCAUUUUGCUCUUAUAAACUAUUCCGUGGUUUGUUGCCUUAGUUAUUUAGGUAUAUCCAAAAUACUUGGUUUCUGGGAGUUGCUCCAUUGUUUGUUUCUGUUUUUCUUGUUCAUAUAUUUUAUUUUGAUGAUUGGAAGGAACAAGAUUAACAGAUUCAGUUUGCUGACGUAAUUCCCGAUAUAGUUGUUCAUUUUAUUUAGUUAAAUAAUACAAGGUACAAACUAUUAGUUAAGUUUAAAAAAAAAUUAGUUUUAGGUCUGAUUUUAACUAGGAUCUGGAUUUAUAGCCAGUAUUAUUUAUUUUUUUUGUAUAACUGUUAAAAUAAACUUUUAAUUUUUUAUGUUUUAAGGAAAACCAUGGUGAAUAUUUUUUUUUCUCAAGUAUUUUAAAGAUUUGUAAGUUUUAUACAUUUUUGUCCAGUGAUUAAAAACGUUAUUUUA